CCACGACGGCGGCAUCGUGACCAACAGGGGAGGGCCUGACGUCCCAUGGAGCUAGCCAACGCUUGGUGGACCAUUUUAAAAUUCGUAUCAUGGCAUUCGUGGCGCCAACUCUUCAGCCCGAACACGGCUACGUGAUCCUUGUCGUCGUCCUCGUGGCGGUGGUCAACUUUUGGGCAGGGGUGCGAGUUCUUGGCGCCCGCAAGAAAUUCAACAUCAAUUACCCCCAGAUGUAUGCCGAAAAAAGCGACGAGCACUGCCACGAGUUUAAUUGUUACCAACGAGCACAUCAAAAUGUCCUGGAAAACCUGCCAGUCUUCUUGGCGUUGCUCUUCGUGUCGUCGGUGUAUCGACCAACUUGGGCCGCCAUUGCCGGCUUUGUUCGCGUCGUGGGGUUUGUUGUGUACGUAAUUGGGUAUUCCACGGGCGAGCCUGGGAAGCGACAAUAUGGCGCAUUUGGGUUCAUUGCGUUCUUUGCAUCGAUGGGCUUGGCCGUUGAAGCUGCUUGUCGAUUGAUAUCGGCGUAAUGCCGACAUGGGAGCGUGUAAGCGGCUCUGUCAGGAUUUGCAUGUGCAAGGCGGAUUGGUACUAUAAAAAAUGCAUCCUCCUUGCGCUACUCAUUGUCAUCGUCGCCACGUCAAGUCAACCGAGAAAAUUCCAUCGUGCACGAUCUUGGCUUUGAACAAGUAGCAGCUCGUCUUGCCUUGAGUGCAUACGUUCGUACACACAGCACAUUCGACUGCGUCACUGGGUCAUCCAGCAGAAACCACUUCACAACGACGGGUGCCUUUGACGCCGUCGAUUAGGUGACAAUUUCAAUGCCAAUCUCGAGCCUUCCCGUCACACAAGGAAACCAUAGGAGCAACGAUAUCGGUGAUGGCGCGACUCCACUUCUUUUGUCUAGCCCUCGAAACAGCACAGAGCGCGCCAACCUUUCGCCAUGAACUUGCCAAUGUACUUAAACCUGGCACAGGCAUGGGCCUGCGCAUGCAUGAUCAGGACAUGUGAGCUUCAGAUAAAACAAGUGCACACAAAAAAAUAGUGUACAUCAG
This is a messenger RNA of Aphanomyces invadans, 1049 nucleotides long. RefSeq lists its product as hypothetical. NCBI's taxonomy places the organism in Eukaryota, Oomycota, Saprolegniomycetes, Saprolegniales, Verrucalvaceae. The record is from RefSeq and is a predicted model, not a curated record. The transcript is spliced from 4 exons. Gene Ontology annotation, molecular function: glutathione peroxidase activity; glutathione transferase activity. Gene Ontology annotation, cellular component: endoplasmic reticulum; nuclear envelope; membrane. The coding region runs from base 90 to 524 and encodes 144 amino acids.